Molecule: messenger RNA, 3081 nt
Organism: Sus scrofa (pig)
Lineage: Eukaryota; Metazoa; Chordata; Mammalia; Artiodactyla; Suidae
Gene: DACT3
Product: dishevelled binding antagonist of beta catenin 3
Biological process (GO): negative regulation of canonical Wnt signaling pathway
Cellular component (GO): cytoplasm
Source: RefSeq, a predicted model, not a curated record
GGCCCUAUGGCAGGCGAGAGGCGGGGCGUGGCGAGGCGAGGUGGCCGGUAAGCCGAGCGAGUAGGCAGCUGCGAGCAUACGUUGCGUUGAGGGGCGCGGGUGCACAGCCGAGUAUCUUCGUAAAGGGAGGGUACCGGCCAAUAGGCGAUGGUUGCUCUGUCGCCGGGGGCGUGGCCAUGCAGAUAAGGCGCGGGUGGGCGGCCCAAUGGACGGGCGCCUAUGCAGAUGAGACGGUGACAGCCGGGCCAGCGGGCGGGCGGGCGGGCUGUUGGGGCGGGGAGGUGGGACCGGGAGAGGGGUGGCCGCGGGGCCCGGCCGGGCUGGGGCGGGGGGCCGCAGCCAUGAUCCGGGCCUUCUCGUUCCCGGUGAGCCCCGAACGGGGUCGGCUGCGGGGCUGGCUGGAGGGCAGCCUGGCCGGGCUCUGCGAGUUACACUGGCUCCGGGAGAGGCAGGAGUACCGCGUGCAGCAGGCGCUGCGGCUGGCCCAGCCCGGAAUGGGGGGCGCCGAGGCCGAGGACGAGGAGGACGCCGACGAGGACGAAGAUGCGGCGGCGGCGCGCCGGGCUGCAGCAGCCCUGGAAGAGCAGCUGGAGGCCUUACCCGGGCUCAUCUGGGACCUGGGCCAGCAGCUGGGAGACCUGAGCCUGGAGUCUGGGGGCCUGGAGCAGGAGAGCGGGCGCAGCUCAGGCUUCUAUGAAGACCCCAGCUCCACAGGAGGUCCAGACUCACCACCUUCGACCUUCUGUGGGGACAGUGGCUUCUCCGGAUCUGGCUCCUAUGGACGCCUGGGUCCCUCUGAACCCCGGGGCAUCUAUGCCAGUGAGAGGCCCAAGUCUCUAGGAGACGCCAGUCCCAGCGCACCCGAGGCGGUGGGCCCUCGGGCGGCCGUGCCGCGGUCCUUCUCGGCGCCCUACCCAUCGGCAGCGGGGUCUGCGGGCCCGGAGGCCUGCUCCUCCGCCGAGCGGCGGGCCCGCGCGGGGCCUUUCCUGACGCCCAGCCCCCUGCACGCCGUGGCCCUGCGCAGCCCGCGGCCUUGCGGCCGCCCGCCCCCCGACUCGCCGGAUGCGGCGGGCGCGGGGCGGCCCCUGGACGGCUACAUCUCGGCGCUCCUGCGCAGGCGCCGCCGCCGGGGGGCGGGCCAGCCCCGGACAAGUCCCGGGGGCGCGGACGGGGGCCCGCGGCGCCAGAACAGCGUGCGCCAGCGGCCUCCCGACGCGUCCCCGCCCCCCGGAGGCGCGCGGCCCGCGCCCGAGCCCCCGGUGGAGCGCGCGGGGGGCCGUCCCGCCAGCCCGGCCCCCUUGGGCCGCGCGUGGGCCUCACCGUGGGAGUCGGAGGCGGCCCCCGAACUCGCCGCGCCGCCCGUUGUCCCCUCGCCCCCUGACAGCCCGGCGGAGGGUCGCCUGGUGAAGGCGCAGUACAUCCCGGGAGCACAGGCCGCCACCCGCGGCCUCCCCGGCCGCGCGGCGCGCCGCAAACCGCCCCCACUGACCCGGGGCCGCAGUGUGGAGCAGUCCCCACCUCGGGAGCGUCCCCGGGCUGCGGGCCGCCGCGGACGCAUGACCGAGAGCUCGGGCCGCCGGGGCUCACCCAGGGCUCGCAAGGCCUCGCGCUCCCAGUCGGAGACCAGCCUUCUGGGCCGCGCCACAGCGGUUCCUCCCGGCCCCCCCAAGUACCCUACAGCCGAACGAGAAGACCCUCGGCCGCCGCGGCCCCGCCGCGGUCCAGCUCCCACGCUCGCGGCCCAGGCCGCAGGGUCCUGCCGCCGCUGGCGCUCCACCGCUGAAAUCGACGCUGCCGAUGGUCGCCGAGGCCGGCCCCGCGGCCCUGCCGCCCGAGGCCCGGGGCCCGGCCCAUCCCCGUCAGCUCCUCAGCGCCGUCUGCUCUACGGCUGCGCGGGCAGCGACUCAGAGUGCUCGGCCGGGCGCCUGGGGCCCCUCGGACGCCGGGGCCCGACCGGCGGUGUCGGCGGCGGCUACGGGGAGAGUGAAUCGAGCGCCAGCGAGGGGGAGUCGCCUGCCUUCAGCUCCGCAUCCAGCGACUCUGAUGGCAGCGGUGGCCUCGUGUGGCCGCAGCAGCUGGUGGCAGCCACCGCGGCCUCCGGGCCAGUGGGUGGUGCAGGUGGAGGGGCGCCCGCGGGCCCCGCCAAAGUCUUUGUGAAGAUCAAGGCUUCCCACGCGCUCAAGAAGAAGAUACUGCGUUUCCGUUCGGGUUCUCUCAAGGUCAUGACUACAGUGUGAGUUUAGGGGUUUGCUUGGGCUCCCCCUUCAUGGCCUCUGCACCACCACACCCCCCAAUCACUGAUCCUUCUACACCUCCCUUCCAAAGACCACCAUGUUUCUCUGCUUCCAAAGACCCUUCCUCAAAGUCCCAUACAACUGCAGUCUUGGCUGAAAAGGCUCCCCCUCCACCACUGGGAGGAAUGGGGGAGGAGCCCUGUUUGACCCAGUGCACUGCCAGCCCUUGGGCAAGAAAGUUCCAUUUCCGUAGGCCUCACUUUCUUCAUCUGUACUGUGGGUGUACUAUGGUAUGCAGAAGGGGUAAUUCAGUUUGGAUUUCCCCAUUUUAGUUUAGACACUUAGUCUGUUUGUCUACCUUCAUGUCUCUCGCUGAGCCCUCUUAUUCCUCUUUGCCAUCCCCAGAUAUGUCACCCCUCCUCAUUCACAAAGUGCCCCCCUUCAUGUCCCUGGCCCCUUGGAAUAUCCUCUUGGCACUCUGGACAGCGAUGCUGUGUCUGACCCAGACGGUGCCUGCAGAGUGCCCUGGGAAGGGAAGAGGAGCACUGACUUUGGGGUUUUGAGGGUCAAGUAGGAGUUGGUAAUACCUGGAGAGACUCUUUCACCUCCAUCCCUGGACAGUUAUGGAGGUCGAAGAGGGGAAGGAAGAUGGCUUCUAUCACGUGGCACCCCCUGUGAGAGGGAGUAGGGGGAGCUCAGGAUGACCCUCAGCUGUUCCAAUCCAGUAUUUUUUUCUUUUUUAAAAAAUUACUGUAUUUAUUAUGACGAUGGUGACUCCCCAGUGCACAGGGGGGCCAGAAUCUGUGUUUCUCUAACCUCUUUGUAAAUAAAUGCACAGUGUUACAUA